Messenger RNA from Phalaenopsis equestris, 1925 nucleotides. Its product is annotated as CBL-interacting protein kinase 32-like. The record is from RefSeq and is a predicted model, not a curated record. NCBI's taxonomy places the organism in Eukaryota, Viridiplantae, Streptophyta, Magnoliopsida, Asparagales, Orchidaceae. Gene Ontology annotation, molecular function: ATP binding; protein kinase activity. Gene Ontology annotation, biological process: signal transduction; protein phosphorylation. The coding region runs from base 402 to 1751 and encodes 449 amino acids. The transcript has 15 exons.
CCGAGGAGCGCCAUGUGGAAUGUACUAUGGGAGCACAACGCUACAAAAUGGAUCAGAGAUGGAGAUUUGGAGGACUCGCCAUAGGGGAACUGUUUCUAUUACCUCUAGCAGGGAGGAAAGUUUAGAGAGCUUCAGCUAACAGCUGAGUCUUCGAUCAACUUGUUGAUCUCUUCUUCUCGCCUCUUAAUCGAUAGAAAUCGAUAGAAAUCUGUAGAAAUCUCUCCGUAUACGGUUGAAUUUCUGCUUCGGGAUCUUCUGUGUUUUUUUUUUUGGUGUUUGGAAGUGUGGGAGAAGGAGAAAAUAGGUGGAUUUGUUGGGGGAGUGUCGAGUUUUGAUCUUCGUUAUUGAAGAUUCUUCGUAAGGAUAUUCGUUAAGAAAGAAGAUAUUACUUUCCAUAGUUAAUGCACAGGAUGAGCACCACAAAAGUUACCCGUCGAGUUGGUAAAUAUGAGCUCGGUCGAACAAUCGGGGAAGGUGCAUUUGCAAAAGUGAAAUUUGCAAGAAACUCCGAAACUGGGGAACCUGUUGCUAUAAAGAUUCUGGAUAAGGAGAAAAUUUUGAAACACAAAUUGGUUGAGCAGAUUAAGCGUGAAAUUGCGACUAUGAAGUUAAUUAAGCAUCCAAAUGUCGUCCGCCUCCACGAGGUAAUGGGCAGCAAAUCAAAGAUCUUUAUCGUUCUCGAAUAUGCUACUGGUGGAGAGCUCUUUGAUAAAAUUGUUAAUCAUGGACGAAUGAAAGAAGAUGAGGCACGCCGAUAUUUCCAGCAACUAAUUAAUGCUGUUGAUUUUUGUCAUAGCAGAGGUGUAUACCAUAGGGACUUGAAGCCUGAAAAUCUUCUACUAGAUGCAUGUGGAAACCUCAAAGUUUCUGAUUUUGGUUUAAGUGCACUUUCUCAGCAAGUCAGGGAUGAUGGCUUGCUUCAUACCGCAUGUGGAACUCCAAAUUAUGUUGCUCCUGAGGUUCUCAAUGAUAGAGGCUAUGAUGGAGAUUCUGCAGAUUUGUGGUCUUGUGGUGUUAUAUUGUUUGUGUUACUUGCAGGAUACUUACCUUUUGAUGAUGAUAAUAUCAUGAAUCUGUACAAAAAGAUAGGAACUGGUGAUUUCACUUUCCCUUCCUGGUUUUCUCAUGGCACCAAACGUUUUAUUUUGAGAAUUCUCGAUCCUAACCCUAUGACGCGGAUAACAAUCCCCGGGAUAUUGAAGGAUCAAUGGUUUAGAAAAGGGUAUAAACCCCCUAUUUUUAAUGAAAAGUAUGAAACAAAUUUGGAUGAUGUUGACGCUGCUUUCAAUGAUUCACAAGAAUCACAUGUGGUGGAGAAACAAGAACAACCAGCAGCUCUGAAUGCGUUUGAACUUAUUGCUUUGUCGAAGGGUCUGAAUCUUGAAAAUUUAUUUGAUAUUGAACAGGAAUUAAAGAGAGAAACUCGAUUUACAUCGACUUGCUCGGCGAAGGAACUCAUCAGUAAGAUCGAAGAAGCCGCAAAACCUCUUGGAUUUGAUAUUCACAAGAACAAUUACAAGAUGAGGCUUGAAAAUAUCAAAGCAGGAAGGAAGGGAAAUCUCAAUGUUGCAACAGAGAUAUUUCAAAUGGCUCCAUCUCUGCAUAUGGUUGAGGUUCGAAAAGCUAAAGGAGACACAUUGGAGUUUCAGAAGUUUUAUAAAAAACUGUCAAACUCGUUGAAGGAUGUGGUCUGGCAUUCUGAAGAUGAUGCACAAGUUCAUACAAGCAAGUUGUCAGAUCAGAGGAUGUAGAGUUCUGGUUUCAGAUAUAUAUAUAUAUAUAUAUGUAGCUAUGUAGAUAUUUCAGCUGUUUAAGACAGUGAGCAGCAUGUUUUGUACAGGCAACCAUCAUUUGUUCAUUUAAAUGAAAAAGCUUUACUUACCCUUAACGGCAGGGGAAGCGUGGGGAUACUUCUCUUUUUCAAA